GUUAGGGGCGGGCCUCGGGGCAGGGCCGGGGCGGGACGCGGAACGCGCCGCGCGGCUCCCCCAGCCCCGGCUCUCUCCCCGCCCUUCCCGCGGGUACAGCUGUGGAGCGGGUGGAGGCCGAGUCGCGGAGUGGCGGGACUGGAAGGAAGCAGUGCUGAGCUUGGCUUCGGGGCGGCGGGAGCCGGUGGUGGCCCGGCGACGAGAGCUAGAGGUGGCGGGGCCCGGCGAGGCCACGAUGAAGCCGAGCAGCGAGGACGAGGCGGCGCCCGCGGGGGGCCCCUGGGAGGAGUGCUUCGAGGCGGCUGUGCAGCUGGCGCUGCGGGCGGGACAGAUCAUCAAAAAAGCCCUUUCUGAGGAAAAACGCGUCUCCACAAAAACAUCAGCUGCUGACCUUGUGACAGAAACAGAUCACCUCGUGGAAGAUUUAAUUAUUUCUGAGCUGCAGAAAAAGUUUCCUUCACACAGGUUCAUUGCGGAAGAGUCUGCAGCCGCCGGGGCCAAGUGCGUGCUCACCCCCAGCCCGACCUGGAUCGUCGACCCCAUUGACGGCACCUGCAACUUCGUGCAUAGGUUUCCCACCGUGGCAGUAAGCAUCGGAUUUGCUGUAGACCAAGAGCUCGAAUUUGGAGUGAUUUACCACUGCACAGAGGAGCGGCUGUACACGGGCCAGAGGGGCCGGGGCGCCUUCUGCAAUGGCCAGCGGCUCCAGGUCUCCGGGGAGACAGAUGGCCUCAGAGGCAGUGAGAGGAGGAAGGUGUGUCCCUGCCCUCCAGCGGCUCCUCAGCGAGCGAGGACGAGAAGUUCUCCACCUGUGGUCUGCGGUCGGGUGAGAGCACCGCCGAUCGAGGAGCCCUGGGUGGGUGGGAGGGCAGGAGCCCUGUGUGUCUGGCCCAGUGGGGAAACCAAGGAGGCUUGGCCUGGGGCUCCUGAGACUCACGAGCCUGCCCAGGGAAAGGGGAAGAUCACAUGAGGCUUCGCCCCGACUUGGGACCAGCAGGGCACACUCACCAGUUACUGCCUCCGAGUCCCAGAGAGAUUCCAGAACAGUCUCCAGGCUCGCCCCAUGUCUCCACCUCCCAGAAAUGUUUUGUUUGGCUGUACGAAAAGUAGCGCUAAUUGUACGUACGCAUGCCAAGAGGUAACCGCUCAGGGCAUGUUGGGUUAGUCAGUAGUGAGGAAGCAUGUCAUUAAACACACUUACGUGAACUUUGCUCCAUAUUCCAUUUGAUGAGAACACUUGGCUCCAUUCACACUCGCUGGGCUUCCUGGUCGCGCGUGACAACUUCAUAUCCUCAGUGCGGCUCUCAGAACCGUGUGGGCAAGGCCUCCAGGUCGCCUCUACUUCCGGCCUGUCGUAGGCCCUCUGGUCCUGUGCAGACCCUGUCCUAAACCCCUGCUGCAACACUGGGGUUCCCACUUCUCUCAAAACCGCCCACAUUCUGGAGCUCAUUUUCUUAAAAAAAAAAACUCUAAAGAGAGUCUGAUGUGCUGUUUUCAGCACUGGUCAUUUAGAACUUACGGGGUGAUUGGGUUUCUAUGGAGAUGAUGGACUGGACCCUGCAGCACAGUGGUUAGGGGUCACACAGACCUGGUUUCAGUCCCCAUUGUGCCACCCUCCAGGGCUGUGAGCUGUCCUCGUGUGGUGGGUGGGGUGACAUGAUGGGAAUGGAGGAAUAAAUGCAGUUAGGGGAAAGCGCUCAGUCAGGUCCCGGUGCAGGGUACCCAGAGGUGAGAGUUAUCAAAGAGGAAACCUCAGUCUUUGCACAAGAUGAUUAGCGCCCGAUGUUAAGUUUAGGACGCAUUUCUGGAUUAGGGAAAUCCACCCUAGGGAACAGGACACCCACCCCUGAUCUUUCUCUCUCCUUUCCUUACUCCUAUUACACCUUCUUGGAAGGCUUCCAUGCACAAAGUAAAAAGCAAACAGAACUACACAGGAUGGGGUAGAGGAUGAGAUGGAGGCCAGAAUUUGAUUAGAACCUUUUUCUUCACAUCCCACCAUGCAGAAUUUCAAACCUGGGUGAGUAGACAAAGUACCGUAAACCCAUGUGACUCACCAUGGGUCCAAUAUUGCCGAUUCUCGGGGCCAACCCUGCUUUAUCCACAGCGCCACCCAGUUCCCAUUGCCCCCAGCAAGUCCCUGACACAAAUCCCAGAUGUAGAAUCAUUUUCUAGUCAGCAUUGCAGUAUGCAUGCUUCUCUAUAACAUAUACAAUUCUUUGAAAUGCAUAAUCACAAUACCAAUGACACACCCCUCUAAAAAUUAUCAGUUAUUCCUAAAGUUAUUAAAUAACCAGAGUUCAGAUUUCCAGUUGUCUCAUCCUGUGGGAAACAGCCCUUCAGGGCCCCACCCUGAGUUCUCAGGGCUCCUUGUGGCUUCUGGGUCAGUCUUUCAUGUUAGGUCUUCUCACUGGACAGAGCUAAGAAGUUGUCUUUAAAUAUUAAAAUCAUUAUGAGUUGAAGAUUCAGGAUAAUAAUACUAACCUACUAACCACAGACCAUUACCUAAAGCAACUGGAAGGAUGUUGUUUGUCGUUUGGUCGUGUCUCCUUCUUUCUGUCCUUAGCGGAUGCCCUCCAGGUUCUGGAGUCGGACUUGGUUCUCUGCUCCCUUUGCCUGGGCCUCCAACGGAGGAUAAUCACUUAGAUGCAUUUGUUUCACUUUGUUUUUGAAUCAGGAAGACUAGUUUUUAAAAACUGAUUGUAUUUUGUAAUUAUAUAAAAAGGUACCUUGUUCCGAAGUCAGAUCUCUAAAACAAAGUCUAUCUGAAGAGGUUUGACUUCUGUCCCUGUCCUUUACCCUAGGGAACACUGUCCAGGAAGUGCUUAUGGUUCCAUUGUUUAUUUUAGGGGUGUGUGUGUGUGUGUGUGUGUGUGUGUUUGAUAAGCAGCUGAGUUUGUUGUUGUUCUGUUCUUUGCUUUUAUUCUCUGUGUUGGUAUGCUUUGGGUAUUUAGAAAGGUUUAUGUUUUUGUUCCAAUGAUUUCCUUUAUACAGAAUUUUUCUAUACGAUCCCUAGUCCUCUCUUUUUCGGGUUAUUGUCUCUUGGUUCCCUAUUCUCAGUAACAUUUAAGUUAGUUUGUAACCUCUUCUUCCCCCUCCUCUUAUACUCCAGUAUAUGAUUAAAGCCCAGUAACCUCUUGCUGUCAGUUACAAGGCAAUUGGCUAGCUCGUUCUACUAGUCACACCCUCUCCUUGUUACCUUUCCACCUCUGGGUGGUUGUGCUGCCCAGGUGUGGGUUGCCAGGGCAGCCAGCCAUGUGGGUGAUGCUCUCACUCUAGAACUGUCAGUUAGGGUGUGGUCUUGGUUCCACAAAUAAAUUAGACUUAAUACCCCCACUAGCCCUUUAUGUGGAUGUAUGGCCCGUCAUUUUGGUUGUGUGAAGCUCAUCUCAUUCGCUAGUACAGCAUUUCUCAAACUUUUUGAUUUUGGGACCAACACAUUUACACUAGUGAAAAGUUAUUGAAGACUCCAAAAGAGCUUUCGUUUAUGUAAGUUAUCUACUGGUGUUUAUGCAUUUGAAACUUAAACAGAAACUUCUAAAAAAACCCACAACUCAUUACAUGUUAACAUGAA
This is a messenger RNA of Mustela lutreola (European mink), 3571 nucleotides long. RefSeq names its product inositol monophosphatase 2 (gene IMPA2). The record is from RefSeq and is a predicted model, not a curated record. Gene Ontology annotation, biological process: signal transduction; inositol metabolic process; phosphatidylinositol phosphate biosynthetic process. Gene Ontology annotation, molecular function: inositol monophosphate 1-phosphatase activity. The transcript has 6 exons. Bases 236 to 970 code for a protein of 244 amino acids. NCBI's taxonomy places the organism in Eukaryota, Metazoa, Chordata, Mammalia, Carnivora, Mustelidae.